CAACACGCACCUUCAUGUCAACUUCAACUAACAUCAACCUCCCCGCUGAGAACAGCACUCCCCCCCUCUCCCCUCCGCCCUCUGAUGACCACCGGGCUGGUAACGACAAUACCUUUCCCAUUGAGGCUGAAGCACCAGAAACUCUAUCGGAUGUUGGAGCAACUACAAAAGCGACUGGAAAAGCACCCAGCCGCUUCGACUUCCACACGGAAUCAGUUCUGGAGUUGGUUCUCCUGCGUGCUCUCGUAGUCAAAACUUGGGGCAAAGUAGUAGACUAUCUUCACGAGUCAGACAGGGUUGUGCGACCGACAAAGCCCUUCUUCACAAACGCCUAUCUGGAAGCCGCCACUGGAAUCGCACCUGAGGAGACAGAGCGACGGCAAUUGAUGGAAGAACUCUACCGUCUCAAGCUAGCAAACAAUGAAGCUACAGUCGAAGCCAGACAGGAUCGGACGCGGCAACAAGAAAAUGCUGUUGAAGAGAGAAGGCUUGGCCAGCUGCUCCUGGAUGCGGCCGAGUCUGCGGAGCUGAGACUUCGGAUUGUUUCCGAUAGCGAUAGUGCCGCUCCCCCCACUAGGUACAGCAAGAAGCGGAUCACCAUACAACAAAUCGAAAAACAACAACAGGAGGCUAUUGCACAAGUGAAAGAACAGCGCGAGCUCAUGGCACAACAGGUGGCAUUGCAAAAGGAAGACAUGGAACAUCGAAAAAUGCACGCUCAGCGACAGGAGGAAAAAGAAGCAGCCAGAGAUGUACGACAAGAGCAGAGAGAACUCGACAAAGAGGAACGGUAUGCCACAAGGAAAGAGGAAAAAGGGACGAGAAGGUUGGAAUGGGAGCGCGAGAAGCAAAGACAAGAAGAUAUUAGGGACAGGGAGCGACUAUCCCGACAGGACGAUCUCGACGAACGACGGCACAAGGAAGCUUUGGAGGUCUUCAAGCAGCAAUCAACUUCUUGCCCAAGUGAUUAUGAACAUGCAGCAAAGGCGUGA
Messenger RNA from Gamsiella multidivaricata, 992 nucleotides. RefSeq lists its product as uncharacterized. The transcript has 3 exons. The coding region runs from base 15 to 992 and encodes 325 amino acids. Lineage: Eukaryota; Fungi; Mortierellomycota; Mortierellomycetes; Mortierellales; Mortierellaceae. The record is from RefSeq and is a predicted model, not a curated record.